AUGGGUUAUCCAACAAAUUUGAAGAUCACCACCAAGUCAUUGACUGAAAACAUACUACUUGCCUCAACCGCGUUUACGAGGUUUGAUAGGAUCAAUUUCGGAGCCCGAAUGGCUAUCUUGAAAUUUCCCGCCACUACUACACCAGUUGCAAAUGCAAAUGCAAAUGCUGGUGCUACUGCUGGUGCUGAUACCAAUGUUGGUGUUGGUGUUGGUGUUGCUGGAGACAAGAGCAGCAGAGAAAGAGUGGUGAUUUGGAGUCCGUUGCCAUACUCACCACAGGUGCUCGAAGUAAUUCAAAAGUUUACUGGUGCCAAAACCGAGGCAGAUAUCAGGAUUGAUUACGUGAUUGUUCCCGAUCGCGAACAUAACAUGGCGGCCAGUGUUUUCAAGGAGAAAUUUCCACAGGCCAAGAUUAUUGGUCCCGAAAAGACAGAGAAAGUUGACUUGGAUGUUGUAUUCACCGAAAGUUUGGGCAAUAAAGUGAUUGCGGGUGAAGAUUUGAGAAAGUUGAUUGAUGACGAUGUUAUUGUUGAUAAUUUUGAGUUUGUCUACUUGCCGUACCAUGCUAAUUCGGAGUUGGUUGCAGUAGAAAAGAAGAGCAAAGUAUUGUUUGAAGCCGACUUGUUGUUCAAUUUGGGCGCAAAAAACGAACAGCAAGAGCAAUUUUCACCAGCCACUGGGUAUCCCGAGAACUACAAUCCACACACUGGCUGGUCCUAUCCAACAAGGUACUUGCACCCAUAUUCCAAAGUCGGUAAGUAUAUGUUUAACAAGAUUGUCAAUAAAGCCCAGAGUAAAGCCGGGUUGGAAGCCAUUGGAGCUUUGGAUUUCAACGCAAUUGUUCUCUGCCACGGCAAUAUAAUAACUAAAAAUGCAAAGGAAGCUUUCAAACAUGUGUUUUUGAGCUGA
Molecule: messenger RNA, 909 nt
Organism: Lodderomyces elongisporus
Lineage: Eukaryota; Fungi; Ascomycota; Pichiomycetes; Serinales; Debaryomycetaceae
Exons: 1
Coding region: 1-909 (302 amino acids)
Source: RefSeq, a predicted model, not a curated record